AUGGCGCUUCUCUACAACCCCGAUCAAACCAUUUGGGAUAUCCACGAGAGAACAAGAUGUCAUCUUCAGCUACAUUGGGUCCCAUGGAAGAAAUUGAAGGGCGAAAAGUCAUCUUCGGCGAGACCCAUUUUAUUCCUCUCGGGAGACGACAGGGGCAUGGCAAACGCUAUCGCCGAGACUCCUAGUCCUGAAUCGAUGCUCAUGGUGUGGUCGAGUCUAUACAAAGCCCAGCGGCCUUCGAGGAUAAAUACCUACACGCUGGAGACCCCGUUUGAGAAGAUUCCCAAGCCAAUCAUAUGGACUCCUCAGACAUUCGAGGCUUACGUUGCGGCCAUUGCAAAAGCAAAACUAUCUCCGCGUCUUGCGCAGCGCUUUUACGGCUCGGGCGUCGGAGCGAUGACCGCGGCGUUUGAUCUCCUCUGCAACACGUUCAAAGAUGUUACCGCACGCCAUGCGUUAUCGAUACGAGCCUUCAAAGUGGCUCUCCAGGCAGUAGAGGUUCACGGCCACUCGUAUCGUCACCAUGCCCGCGAUCUGUUCAGCAGCAUGUGCAACCUGGGGGUGCCUCUGGACACUGAAGUCUUCAACAUACUCUUGAAGGGGACCAUCGUCGUCAAGGAUUUAGGAAACUUUGACAGGGUGAUUUCCCUGAUGGUCGGGAAUGGCUGCGCACCGAACGUUGACACCUGGUGCCUGGUCCUUUCCAUGAUGCAGGACUGGCAAGUUCGCCGCCACAUCAUCAAGACUAUGGAUAUGUGCGGGAUGCUCGUCGAACCUGGCGGUCCUCAACGGAUCGCCAAAGAGCUUGCCGUCUGGGAUGUCCGCCAGCACCAACCUAACUGGUCAGGAAUUAAAGACUUUUUGCAGGCUCAGGAGGGUCGAUAUGGCAAGAAAUGGGCCACGCUGUCGGCUGUGAACAAGAUCCUCACGGAAAUCGGACGGAUGGGCCAUCUCGACGACGCUCUUGAAUUUCUCGACAUUAUGCGCAAUACCUGCGAUAUUCGGCCGAGCACAUUAUCCAUCAAUAUCCUCGUAUACCACGCACGACUCCAGCGCAAACCCGAGGCAGCCAUUCCCGCACUUCGCAGGGCCCACGAGUGGCAGAUCCCUCUGGACGAAACGAUAUACCAUGAGCUCUUCAAGCUGAUGACGGUGCUCCGCAAACCCAAUAUGAUGGGUAUCGUCUGGCGAUACGCCGCCCUCAACGGCACAACAUCCUGGGACAUGCGACGGGACGUCUCUGAGCUGAUGAUGCGGACCGGCGCUUUCCAGUCAGGCGACGAGGUGGCUAAGACCACGCUGGACCGCCCAGCCGUGACGGUGACCUUUCACGAAGAAAGCAUGGUCAGGUACUUGGAGGCCACAUUGAAUCCGCUCAAACGGGCCGCAAAAAUCAGCAACCUGCUCUAUGGUUGGAAUGAAGGAUGGGGGCCCGCUUUGCCACUCUAUGAAAUUCUUGAGAAGGCAUGGGUGGCCGACAACAAGAUCUACCACGAGAUCAAAGAGGCCGACCGGCAAAAGAAGCAGUACCACCACCACCACCACCAGCAGCAGCAGACUAUGUCGGCAGAUUCUGGAGCCGGGCCAGCAACACUUCCAGAUGCUGCCGCGUUCCCAGGCUCUCCCAAUCCGGUAGAUAUUGGUACACCGGCAGAGCCCACAGCGUCGACUACAGCCCCGCGGCCCACGAUUCACAGAGUCACCAAGCGCGGCAUCUCCAUCGUCCUCGAAAGGAAGCGUACAGAGAAAUGCGGUGCGGCUGAGCGCAGAACGCUUGAGAUGACCGUUACGCACAUUUCCACUCAGAAGCCAGUCUUCAUUCGCCCAGACAAGGCAGUAUAA
Colletotrichum chrysophilum is the source of this 1842-nucleotide messenger RNA. RefSeq lists its product as uncharacterized. The record is from RefSeq and is a predicted model, not a curated record. NCBI's taxonomy places the organism in Eukaryota, Fungi, Ascomycota, Sordariomycetes, Glomerellales, Glomerellaceae. Gene Ontology annotation, molecular function: protein binding. The coding region runs from base 1 to 1842 and encodes 613 amino acids. The transcript has 2 exons.